Cyanistes caeruleus (blue tit) is the source of this 2160-nucleotide messenger RNA. It is a transcript of the gene C3H11orf87, whose product is annotated as chromosome 3 C11orf87 homolog. The record is from RefSeq and is a predicted model, not a curated record. Lineage: Eukaryota; Metazoa; Chordata; Aves; Passeriformes; Paridae.
AUACACCUCUGGAAGGCUGCUGUACCCUGCACCUCCAGCCCUCUGCAGCAGCUGGAAGAGUGUCUUGCUGUACUUGUAUCCCUUUCAGCCUUCUCUUUUACACUGCUUUCUUUUCAGCCAUUUAAGACCAAGUGCUAUUGUCCUCUGCUGCUGCUGCUGAAGCACGGCAAGACUUUGAAACAGUCUCCAUGACAAUCUGAGCUAUGCAGUCUGGAUCCUGACAGGGUGGUGCAUGGCUGUGCUUGUAUCCUGCGGAGCAAGGCUGCUCGGGUACUUGAGAGCGAGCGGGAGGCUGAGCCGGCAGCAUCCCGGGCAUUUCCAGCGAGCGCCCGCCAGCAGCCCGACACCGACUGAAAUUUAGACGUCUUCAGAGAGGGGAGGAAGAUCCUCGUCUUCCGUAGCCUCCUCAAUGAGUGCCAAGCUCUCCAAAGAGUUGAGGCUCUCCCUGCCGCCUUGUCUUCUGAACAGGACAUCUGCCACCUUAAAUACCAGCAGCACCUGCAUCACGCAAGUGGGUCAACUCUUUCAGUCCUUCUCGUCCACCCUGGUUUUAAUUGUCCUGGUCACCCUCAUCUUCUGCCUGAUCCUCCUCUCCCUCACCACCUUCCACAUCCACAAGAGGAAGAUGAAGAAGCGGAAAAUGCAAAAGGCUCAGGAGGAGUAUGAACGGGACCAUUGUGCCCGCAGCAGCAAUAGCAGCAGCCAGCACCCUGGGACAGUGGUGCGGGGAGAGGCACCCCAAGGAAGAGACAGCCGACUGGGAAGACCCCCCCAGGACUUGGAAAUCCAGCGCUCCUCUCCCUCGGCAGCCCCCAGCUCUCAGCAAGCGCAGGCUUGUUUGGACACAGCUGGCGCGGGGCUCCUGCAGACGGUGAUUUUGUCGUGAUGGUUUGGGGGAGACCUCGCGAAGGCACUGAUUGAUGUUUGUAAAUAUCUGAGUGAUUAUUCUAGUCCCCGAAGAAGAAGAAAACAUUGCUAAUUCAAAUGAACGAACAAGCCCAUGAUUCAAGCGCACGACAGAUCACAUUACGUUUCUCAUUGACUGUGUGAGGAAAGGAUGCAUCUUUUUACUGGAGAAGGAGCUGCACACAGCCACUAAAUAUCAAGUCAUCCACCUGCACGAGAGGGUCAGGGGUAGGGGGUCCCUUUUCUCUGGACACUAUUACCCCAAGUACAGGGAUAAUUUGGUUUCCCACUGCUCUUGGGAUUCCCACUGCACCCUGUGUCAUUGUUACCUGGUGUGGGUUGGGGUAUGGGGGGAGAGGCAGGUCUGGUGGGUGCCUUGGGACCCUUGUAUCAUCUUGGAGUAGACUGGUGGUACACUGUGGUCUCUCCUUUUGUGCUGGGAUCUAUGCCCCUGUCCCACCUUUCUCACUCUUUUCCAGAACUGGAAAAUUGCUUAGUGUAGAAAUGGCCAUCGGGCUUAACUGCAAGCACCCUCCGACCCCGUGGCCCUGUGCCCCCAGCUGCAGCACCGAGUGACCCACUCACUAUCUGGGAUGGAGUCAGCUGUCUGCAUAGAGUGGUGCCUGAGCAUUCCUCUCCCAUCAGCUCCCUUCAUCUUGAAAAGCAUCCCCUUCCCCGUGCCAUGAACCGUGAAGCCCAAACCCGGUACCGUUCAGUGUGGAAGGGAGAGGUGAUGUGCAGUAACUUGCCUGUCCCCUCCCAGGAGAGGUUGUCUUUGUACCUCCUGUUGGUCCUGAAGCAAUCUAGUUCUGCACCAGGCACCCUGCACUGAAUGCCUGCCUUUACAGCUUUGUCUCCCAGCAAGGAAUCCUGCAGCAGUACAGAGAUCUUGCUUCUACUUUUUUAGGCUGAUGUGUGUUUUCAACCCUUCUAAUCUUGUAGACAAUUAGGGACGGACAACACUUAAUUUUAUCGUGUUUCCUCUCUUGGGAAACAAAUAACGCAGUCGUGCAAAACGUCCGCUCCCAAACCCCGGCAGAUACUUAUUUUUGAAGUGACUGCUUAGAACUGGUGUGGUUUGUCCCUGGCAAAUACAGAGAGUUUUGUUGUCUCUGGAUGACGGGUGUGAGUGGCUGCUGGUACUGUGUGUGUUGGAGGACGCAGUGUGGUUUACAGAAAAUGCGUCUUUGCUUAGUGAAUAAAUCAGUGACCAUUACUUGAAGGUGCCUUAACAGCAUGCCGUAUCCAAACUUU